This is a messenger RNA of Spodoptera frugiperda (fall armyworm), 4550 nucleotides long. RefSeq lists its product as uncharacterized. The transcript has 7 exons. Bases 152 to 4360 code for a protein of 1402 amino acids. The record is from RefSeq and is a predicted model, not a curated record. NCBI's taxonomy places the organism in Eukaryota, Metazoa, Arthropoda, Insecta, Lepidoptera, Noctuidae. Gene Ontology annotation, cellular component: plasma membrane. Gene Ontology annotation, molecular function: 5'-nucleotidase activity. Gene Ontology annotation, biological process: AMP catabolic process.
CACAAUACGCUUGUCAUUGGUUCGCCAACCCUGCACUAGUCGACGCGCGCGCGCACGUUGACUCACUCACGCCUUCAGUCUCGUUGUGGCUGUUGUUAGAGAUACUUGUGUCGCUGCUGUAACUACGACGUCAGUGCGCAAUUUUCAAAUUAUGAACGGGCGGUAUCUAGUAACAGCAGUAGUGCUGGCGCUGGCAGCCUUGUCAUCGGCCAGUGUGGUGAAGCCACCAGGAGACACCUUCGAGCUCCUCAUCCUCCACAACAAUGACAUGCACGCGCGGUUCGAGCAGACCUCCCAGCAAGGAGGGACCUGCACCACUGCUGACAGGGAGGCAGGAAAGUGCUACGGAGGUUUUCCUAGAGUUGCCCAUGUUGUGAAGGAAGCAAGGAAAGCGGCGCAGUCAGGCGAAGGUCCACCAGUCCUGUACCUGAACGCUGGAGACACGUACACCGGUACAGCAUGGUUCACCAUCUACAAAUGGAAGAUCGCUGCGGAAUUCGUGAACGCACUCCAACCUGAUGCUGUAUCACUCGGCAACAAUGACGUCGACAAGAAUACAUUGCAAGUAUCACCAUUCUUGGAAAGCUUACAAACACCAAUUUUGGCUAGCAACGUUGUAUUAAAAUCUACUGAAGGAAAAGUUAAAAUCCAAAAAUCCAUUGUGUUUGAUGUUGAAGGUGUUAAAGUUGGAGUAGUUGGAUAUUUAACACCAAACAAUAAUAUUUUGGACAGUUUUGGAAAAAUUGAAUACAUCGAUGAAGUUAUAGCAGUGGCGGACGAGGUAAAACAACUUCAAGCUUCAGGAGUCAAAAUCAUCAUCGCUUUGGGUCACUCAACUUUAGCUAAAGAGCAAGAAAUAGCUAAGUAUGUUCCUGGUAUCGAUCUAGUUAUUGCUGGCAACAAAAACACAUUCUAUUGGGACGGUCAAACUGUUACCGACGAACACAAACCCAUAGUUGUGACACAGGCAUCAGGAAAACAAGUGCCGAUUAUUCCAUCGACAGCUUACAAUAAAUACCUCGGUAGUAUUAAAGUCACUUUCGAUGAUAACGGAGAAAUUUCAGAAUACAAUGCUAAACCUAUCCUCUUGGACGAUUCGGUUCCUCAACCCAAAGAAGAUGUACAGUUGCUCGAAAUACUAUCUCUUGAUCUUCCUAGAAAUACAGAAGUACUUGGACAAACAUCUGUCGUACUCGACGGGCAAUCUUGUUCCAGUGAAGAAUGUAACCUCGGAAACUUAGUCACUGACGCCAUUGUGUACUAUUACGCUGUGAACUACGAGGGUGUGAGAUGGACUGAUGCUCCAAUAGCAAUCGUUCCCAGUGGUGCUUUCGCAAGUCACUCGAUUGCACCACCCAAUAGACCUGCUGAUGUAACAAGAGCUGAUUUGCUUGCCGCUAUGCCCUUGGAAAGUAACCUCGUGGCUGUAACUAUGAACGGACAAGUCCUGAAACAGGUUCUAGAACACUCUGUAAACGAUGACAAUGUUUCUAGUUUCUUACAAUUUUCUGGAUUACGCGUAGUGUAUAGAAUGAAAAAUCCACAAGGAUCUAGACUGGUAAGCGCUGUUGUCCGUUGCUGGGAAUGCAAUGUUCCGAUGUUUUAUGAAGUCGAAGAUAACAGAAGCUAUAAAAUAUUGAUGCCAGCAGCUAUGGCUAACGGAGAAUAUGGAUAUUCAAUGCUGACUGACCUACCAAAAAUUGAGCUUGAUUAUGAUGAGGUCACUUGUACCGCAGAAUUCAUAAAAUUGAGGAGCCCUGUUUACCCAGAAAUAGAUGGACGGAUUUGUCUUGGAAACCACGAAUUUGAUAAUGGCGUAUCAGGACUCUCUCCGUUUAUAACAAAUCUUACAUGCCCAGUUCUAGCCGCCAAUCUCAAUCUCACAAAUGUGCCCGAGUUACAGAGUCAAAGCAAUUUAAUGAAUUCAGUUGUAUUAGAUAUAAAUAAUACUAAAAUUGGUAUCGUUGGGUACUUAACACCAGAUACCAAAUUCCUGGCUAUAAGAAAUAAUGUUGAAUACAUAGAUGAGAUAGUAGCGGUGCGAAAUGAAGUGGCUUUACUUAAAUCUAAAGGAGUGAACAUAAUCAUAGCACUCGGUCACUCAGGUUUUGUAAAGGACUUAGAAAUAGCAAGAGACGUGGAAGAUAUUGAUCUUGUCAUAGGCGGUCACACUAAUACUUUUUUAUGGAAUGGAAAUGUAACAGAUUCAGACAUUCCUGACGGUCCUUAUCCCACUAUGGUGGAACAAAGUUCUGGCAGAUUGGUGCCUGCAGUGCAAGCUUAUGGAUUCACUAAAUAUCUUGGAAAACUACACAUGAUAUUCAACGCUGACGGUGAAAUAAACAGCAUUGAUGGAAAUCCUAUACUCUUAGAUAAUUCUAUUUCCCAAGACCCAGCAGUUUUAGAAAUUGUUAAUUACUAUCAGGAGAGUGUCCAAAACAUUACUGAGCAAGUUAUUGGAAAUACGUCAACAUUUGUAGAUGGUCAUUCAUGUCGGAUAAAAGAAUGUAACAUGGGUAACUUUAUGGCCGAUGCUAUAAUCCAUAAUUACGCUUCAACUUACAGAGGGCAAGGUUGGACUGACGCUCCUAUCGCUAUCGUCCACAGUGGUGGUAUAAGAUCAUCAUUCGAAAUACAAGAUUCAAUAACCAAUAUUACGAAAGGAGAUACUUUACGUGUCAUGCCCUUUGACGGUAUUUUAGUUAAAAUUCAAAUAGAUGGUCAAACUAUAUUGAAGAUGUUAGAACAUUCUGUUCGAAACUAUAAUGCUUCGUUCCCAUCGGGACAUUUCUUGCAAAUGUCAGGAAUGAAAGUCAAAUACGACAUGAGCCAACUUCCUGACAGUAGGGUUAUGAAUGUUUCUGUGCAAUGUGGCUAUUGUUUGUAUCCUGAAUAUAGUACUCUGAACGAGACAGAAGAAUACAAUAUCUUGAUGCCUGCCUUUUUAGCAAACGGGGGUGAUGGUUUCAAGUCUUUGGGGAACCAUGAAUUCGACAAUGGAAUAUCUGGUCUAACACCGUUCGUUGAAAACCUCACGUGUCCAAUACUUGCAGCUAAUUUAAUUCUAACCAAAGAACCCGAACUACAAGCUAAGAAAAAUUUAAUGGACUCUGUAGUAUUUGACAUUAACGGUACUAAAAUUGGAGUCAUUGGUUAUUUAACUCCUGAUACAAAAGUAUUGGCUAUUAGAAAUGACGUUGAAUACGUUGAAGAAGUGAUAGCUAUUCAAAAAGAAGCUGCCAGACUUAAAGAAUUUGGAGUAAAUAUUCUUAUUGCUCUGGGACAUUCUGGUUUCACUAAAGACUUAGAAAUAGCUGAAAAAGUAGAAGAUAUCGAUGUCGUUAUAGGUGGACAUACUAACACGUUUUUAUGGAAUGGUACCAGUCCUGACAUUGAGAAACCAGAAGGCAUGUACCCGACGCUUGUAAAACAAAAAUCUGGAAGACUAGUUCCGGCUGUACAAGCUUACGCAUACACCAAAUAUCUAGGUAAACUUCACAUCAUAUUCGAUGCAAAUGGCGAAAUAAUCAGUUCUGAUGGUAAUCCUGUACUUUUGGACAAUUCAGUGCCUCAAGAUCCAGAUGUAUUAACAAUUGUAAAUCGUUAUCGUGAAAGUAUGUUGCAAAUAACGGAACAAAUAGUUGGAAAUACUUCAGUUGUACUGGAUGGGCAGACAUGCCGUUUGAGAGAAUGCAAUAUGGGGAAUCUGAUAACCGAUGCAAUGAUACAUAGAUAUGCUUCAGAAUACAGAGGAUAUGGCUGGACUGAUGCGCCAAUAGCUAUCAUCCAAGGAGGUGGAAUCAGAGCUACAGUUGCUCACAUUAAUUCACCAGCAAAUAUUACACAAGGAGAUCUCUUACGUGUGAUGCCUUUUGAUGGAAAUAUUGUAAAAAUAACAAUUAACGGCAGUGAUGUGUUGAAGAUGUUGGAGCAUUCAGUGUGGAAGUAUAAUACAAAGCGUGCUGUCGGUCAGUUUUUGCAAAUGUCUGGAAUGAUGGUAGAAUAUGAUUUUCGCAACGCACCUGGGAAAAGAGUAUCUAAAGUCUACAUGCGUUGUGGUGAAUGCACUAACCCUGAAUAUUCAGCGCUGAAUAAGACAGGAACGUACAAAAUACUGAUGCCAGCAUUUUUAUCGAUGGGUGGAGAUGGAUUUUCUAUGUUUGAUGGUCUACCUUCUACCCCUUUGAGUUACGAUGAGUUAGGGUCUACAAUCCAAUACGUGGAGAAUCACAGUCCUGUAUACCCAGCUGUUGAAGGCAGGAUUGUCAUACACAACCUCGACAAAUUACGUAACUCGGGAACCAAUUUAAAAUUGUCUGUACUAGCAGUCAUUGUAUUCCUUUAUACAUUGUUGUUUUAAAAUAUUUGUUUGUAACAAGAUCGAAAAUUGAAGAUGGUCAUUCAUCAUUAUACGUACGUAGAAUUUUAUUAAAAGCAGGGUUUGUACUUGUUAAAAUAACUAUAUUAUAUACCUAAGUUCUUAUAAAUAUCUUCGGUAGGUAAGUACUGUUUUAAUCUUUGUCUGUUUUCAAUAAACGCUAUUACCUAUA